GCUCAACCACUACCAGUCUCGAUCUCAAAAAAUCAUUCAUUAUUCUUUCCAUCUAAUUAAAUCGAGAAUACGUAUUCCCCUCGUGGUUUUACGUAAUUAUUAUAUUUGGUUUGAUUAAUAACAACGAUUCCCUUUUUAAUUAAUUAGUACUGAGUAUUUUAAUUAUUCUACAGAGCUAACGAACACUACUAUUUUAUCAAAGCUCAUACGGUCUCCCCAAAGUAGGAGUUAUUUUGCCUCCUGUCUUCUCUCAUCGGCAGCCAGAAAACGUCUUACCGUCGCAGGGCUUGUGUGGUGUUCUUCUGUUUGUUGUGUGGUAUCUAUCUACAUUUGACUCGCUCGUGGAAGAUGGGUUCUGGCCAAUGGCACGUUGAGAAGAGGUCAACUUUGAAGAAGGAAUCGUUUCUAAAAGAGUACGGUGCUGCUGUCUCUGAAUCACGGAGCCUCUCCAUCAUCGUGCUCGGUGCCUCUGGUGAUCUUGCCAAGAAGAAGACUUUUCCUGCUCUUUUCAAUCUCUAUCACCAGAGGUUUCUUAAUCCGGAUGAAGUUCACAUAUUUGGAUACGCAAGGACUAAGAGUUCUGAUGAGGAGCUUAGAGAUAAGAUCCGUCGAUAUCUUGUUGAUGAGAAGAAUGCAUCUGAGAAAGCUGAAGCUUUGUCCAAGUUUCUACAGCUGAUCAAGUAUGUGAGUGGCCCUUAUGAUUCUGAAGACGGUUUCAAAAGGUUAGACAAGGCAAUCUCAGAGCAUGAAAUCUCUAAAAAGAGUUCGGAAGGAUCUUCCAGGAGAUUGUUUUAUCUUGCACUCCCGCCGUCUGUAUACCCUCCUGUAUGCAAGAUGAUCAAGGCAUGUUGCACUAACAAAUCUGAUGUUGGUGGAUGGACACGGAUCGUUGUUGAGAAGCCAUUUGGAAAGGACUUGGAAUCUGCAGAGCAAUUGAGUUCUCAGAUUGGAAAACUGUUUGAUGAAUCGCAGAUUUAUCGUAUUGAUCACUAUCUUGGAAAGGAACUAGUCCAAAACAUGUUGGUCCUCCGGUUUGCCAACCGGUUCUUUCUGCCGCUAUGGAACCGCGACAACAUUGCUAACGUGCAGAUUGUUUUCAGGGAAGAUUUUGGAACUGAAGGCCGUGGGGGAUAUUUUGAUGAAUACGGAAUCAUUCGUGAUAUUAUUCAAAACCAUUUGCUCCAGGUUCUUUGCCUAGUUGCCAUGGAGAAACCAAUCUCUCUUAAACCUGAGCACAUCCGGGAUGAGAAAGUGAAGGUUCUUCAAUCAGUGAUUCCCAUAAAGGAUGAAGAGGUGGUUCUUGGACAAUACGAAGGUUACAGAGACGAUCCAACUGUUCCAAACGACUCAAACACUCCAACCUUUGCCACAACAAUCCUUCGCAUUGACAACGAAAGAUGGGAAGGUGUUCCAUUUAUACUGAAGGCCGGAAAGGCAAUGGGUUCAAAAAAGGCAGAUAUUCGCAUUCAGUUUAAGGAUGUUCCUGGCGACAUUUUCAAAUGUCAAAAGCAAGGGAGGAACGAGUUUGUUAUACGCUUGCAACCUUCAGAGGCCAUGUACAUGAAGCUAACUGUGAAGCAACCAGGUCUGGAGAUGCAAACCGUGCAGAGUGAACUAGACCUAUCGUAUAAGCAACGUUACCAAGAUGUCUCGAUUCCAGAGGCUUACGAGCGCCUCAUUCUUGACACAAUCAAAGGUGACCAACAACACUUUGUUCGCAGAGACGAGUUGAAGGCAGCAUGGGAAAUCUUCACUCCGCUGCUUCACAGGAUAGAGAAGGGAGAAGUGAAAUCGAUCCCGUACAAACCAGGAAGCCGAGGACCAACAGAAGCAGAUCAGCUGCUAGAGAAAGCUGGUUAUUUGCAGACCCAUGGCUACAUGUGGAUCCCCCCUACGCUGUAAAUUGUAUGAUCAUGGAGAUAAUGAUGAUGAUGAGUAUACACAAAAUAAGAGCUUCUCUUCUUCUUUUUUUCUUGCUCAAUAAAAAUGUCUUGCUGAGCAUCUAAGUUCAUCUUCUGUAUACUAGUGAUCUUCACUAGGACAUUGUUUAUUCCUUGUGUUUUUUUUGUUGUUGUUUUUCUAAACCACAUAUUCAAAAGAGGCUUUGUUGAAUACAGUUUAGGAAAACCAUAUUCACAAGAGGUUUUGUUGAAUAUUGUUUUACUUCGAACA
Brassica rapa (field mustard) is the source of this 2172-nucleotide messenger RNA. RefSeq names its product glucose-6-phosphate 1-dehydrogenase 5, cytoplasmic. The record is from RefSeq and is a predicted model, not a curated record. Gene Ontology annotation, molecular function: NADP binding; glucose-6-phosphate dehydrogenase activity. Gene Ontology annotation, biological process: glucose metabolic process; pentose-phosphate shunt, oxidative branch. Gene Ontology annotation, cellular component: cytosol. NCBI's taxonomy places the organism in Eukaryota, Viridiplantae, Streptophyta, Magnoliopsida, Brassicales, Brassicaceae.